AUGAGGUCGGCUCACGGCGACCAUGGAGGGACGGAGUGGGAGGGGCAGUCAAAGCCAGUGCUUUUGGAUGCCGCGGAAGAGUCCGUGGCGGACGGGGAGGUGAUGUUGCAGGGGAGUUUCAGUGUUAUGGGGGAUUUUGAUGUGAUGAUGGUGGAAGCUGCUUGGUUGCAGGGCGAGGCGGCGAGUAACCUGGUGCAGGUACAAACCGUUGCUCCUGGGACGGUGGAACUUUCAGCUGAUUCCUCCAUACCUCAAGACCCAGAAGUCGAAUGGGAAGAAGAUGAUCAGCAAGCUAGAUAUCAGCUUCCUCCCUUUGAUAAAGAUGGUUUUGGAGCUUCUGAUCUUGUCUGGAGUAAAGUACAAGGUCAUCCUUGGUGGCCUGGUGAGAUUUUUGAUCCUUCACAUGCAUCUGAACUGGCAUUGAAGCAUCAGAAUAAGGGCAACCAUUUGGUAGCGUUUUUUGGUGAUAAUACUUUUGCUUGGUGUGAUGAAUCCCAGUUGAAGCCUUUCAUGGCAAACUAUUCACAAAUGGAGAAACAAAGCAAGUCUGACGCCCAAAGCAAGUCUGACGCCCUCACCAUUUCAGUUAACCAUUCACUUCAAGAACUCUCAAGUCGAAUAUUGUCGGGGAUGAGUUGCUCUUGUCUCCCAGAAGAGUUCUGUGACAAUGGCAUGUCUUAUGUGAUCGAGAAUUCCGGGCUCAAGGAUGGAGUUACUUGCUCUACGGUUAGCCAGGAUGAGACCUUGAAAUAUUUCAGUCCACGAAGCCUUCUUCGUUAUGUUAAGUCGUUGGCUCUGUCCCCUGGCCAAGGAGGUGAUCUGCUGGAUUUAGUGAUAGCUUGCUCUCAACUCAUGUCUUUCAAUCGUUCCAAGGGAUGUUUUGGAAUUGCAUCGCUUCAAACUGAGAGUGCAUGGGCCGAGAAUGGCAUGGAUAAUUUAUCUACCAAGAAUGUCAUGUUGGGAGAAAAUCUGACCAAUGAAGUGCAACCUACCCAUUUUAAGCCCAAAAGAGGCAAGGGGAGAUCGCGUGAACGAAAACCUGAAGACAACUUAGAGUUGAUGAAGAAAAGGCCCGUUGUGAAGCCUCAGAAUGGACAAACAUUUCAUAACAACACUGGUGAAGUAGAAUGUAGUGAAUUUGACAUCUCUAGUGGUGUUGUAAAUGAACUCUCCGUGAAGAAGUGGGCAAAAAGGAGACGCAUGCAGAGGAACCAUCAUGUGGACCCAAAAGACUUGUUAGCAAACGUCCGCUCGGCCGCCAUAGAGCCAAUGAAUGAGUGUAGUUUCUCCGGGAUGGCAAUCAGUUACUUCAGUGAUUACAGAAAUUUUGUAGUUUCAGCUUCUACUGAAGUGAGCAUCAUUGGAGAAGUUGAUGGGAAGAGGAGUGGAAUGCAGAAAACUUUGCCUUCUCCUGAGGUAGAAACAACUGAUCAUAUGCAGGACGCCUACUGGUCUGGACUGAGUUUACAUAAUGGCCCGAUUCAUAGCGUUAGAGGACAAAGUGGCAGCAAAAGGCCGAUCCGUAGGUGGAGAUCUUCACGAGGGACAUCUGUGCCUUCAUCAGAUCUUUCUUCCCUGGCGAAGUAUCUGCAGCCUGGAGCGUUUGGUCCCAACAAAAAGAUACAAGUGAUAGAAAGACCAAUUAUCCACGUUGAUGAGAAGAUGCACCAUGAGAUGAAGCCCACUGCACUUGUUUUGAGUUUUGGCUGGUCAACUGCUCUUCCUUCAGAAAGGGAUCUUAUUAGGUUUUUCAGUCGUUAUGGACCACUAAAACAAACCGAGACUGAAGUGCACAAGAACACAAAUACUGCUAAAGUUGUAUUCAAGAAAUGUGUUGAUGCUGAAAGGGCUUUCAGUAUUGCUGGCAACUUUAAUUCUUUUGGACCUUCACUUAGCAGUUUUCGGCUUGUGACUAUGCCAUUCCUCCUAGACACGACCGAAACUGAUUCUAAGUUACGCCCUGAAGAUAGCGGCCUGGAGAUUCUUGCUCCUAGGGUGUCUAGAGUUCCACUGUAUUCAACACAAGUUGACAUUGUUGACAAAGGUGAAGCUAUAAAGGGAACAUCGCUUGAACAAGCUGACAUGGUCAAACAAACAGGACAACAUGAAGUCACAAAUGAAGAGUCACUUGAUGAUCUCUCGGAUACCAUGCAAAUUGAAAUUGUAGGUAAGGUCCCGAAACACAGUCUUGUUUGUGUUGUCGCAGCCUCCAAAGAUACCACGGAAGUUGAUAAUACGGAUGAAGCUCGAGAAGAGGACAGCAUACCUUAG
Brachypodium distachyon (stiff brome) is the source of this 2271-nucleotide messenger RNA. RefSeq lists its product as uncharacterized. NCBI's taxonomy places the organism in Eukaryota, Viridiplantae, Streptophyta, Magnoliopsida, Poales, Poaceae. The transcript is spliced from 3 exons. The record is from RefSeq and is a predicted model, not a curated record. The coding region runs from base 1 to 2271 and encodes 756 amino acids.